ACCAUGUGAUGUGGCAUGGGAAAUCUACUGAAGAGUUUGGGCAAUCCCUCAUGCUCUUCCGAAUGGUUGGUGAGCUGACAGGUUUUAGUGUUGGCUGCUGCCUUCCCUCCCAUAUCAAAUUAAACAGUGGCAGGUCCCCUGCAGAUGGCACGACAGCGGAUAAAUGGACUGCACUGCAUCAUUGCUCCAACUUCGAUCCCACCUGUUUCGACAAAGGUGUCCGUCGUAAAGGAGAGAGAGAGAGAGAAGAAGAAAGCAUUCCAAUGGUUUCUUAGCCCGCCUCUGACUCUCACACUGAGAGUAGAAAGCAUGAAGUGGGCACCUGCUCCUCCACCAUCAUCCAAUUGCUUUCCUUCCACUGCCCUCAAUUCUGCCUCUUUCUCCCACCUCUAUCUUUCAUCCGUGAUGUGGUGGUGGGAGGAGUAGCCAUUCGCUUCUGCUCUAGUUCCUCUCCCUUCCCUUCUCCUCCAUCUGCCGGACCGAGCCAUGGCACUUGCAGCUGCCGUUGUAGUCUUCUUGUUGCAGCUCUGCCGUCUCUCUCUGUCCUUGAACCAGGAAGGGCGGUACCUGUUGGAAGUCGAGAGAGGGCUCGUAGACCCCUCCGGUGCCCUCUCCGAUUGGAAUCCACGUGACUCCACCCCGUGCAAUUGGACCGGCAUCACCUGCUCGGACGGCACCGUCACCGCCGUCGACCUCACCGAUCGAGGACUCACCGGGCCCUUCCCCGCCUCCCUCUGCCGCCUCCCGAACCUCGCCUUCCUCUCUCUCUCCGCCAACUACAUCAACUCCUCCCUCCCGGACUCCGCCGUCGUCCCAUGCGACGCCCUCGCCCACCUCGACCUCUCACAGAACCUCCUCGUCGGCUCACUCCCUGACGCCCUCGCCGCCCUGCCGGCCCUCACCUACCUCGACCUCACCGGCAACAACUUCACCGGCCCCAUUCCGCCAUCCUUUGGACGCUUCCCCCGCAUCCGGGCGCUCUCCCUCGUCGCCAACCUGCUCACCUCCACCGUCCCUGCCUUUUUGGGCAACCUCACCACCCUCCGCCAGCUCAACCUCUCCUACAAUCCCUUCGCCCCCGGCGAAAUUCCUCCCUCCCUCGGCAACCUCUCCUCCCUCGAGAUCCUCUGGCUCGCCGGAUGCAACCUCGUAGGCGACAUCCCGCCGUCGCUGGGCCAGCUCUCGGAGCUUGCCGACCUCGAUCUCUCCACGAAUGCGCUCUCCGGCCGCAUCCCUGAAUCCAUCGUCAAUCUCUCCAGCAUUGUUCAGAUCGAGCUGUAUAAUAACUCGCUCUCCGGUCCAAUUCCGCUGGGCUUUGGUAAGUCCAGCUCGCUGCUCCAGAUCGACGCUUCCAUGAACCAACUCGAGGGGCCGCUGCCGGAAGAUCUUUUCGACGCCCCCCUCCUCGAGAGCGUCCACUUCUACUCGAACAGACUAAUUGGAGCCGUACCCGCCGGCGUCUCUCGCUCCACGAGUCUAAUUGAGCUCCGCCUCUUUGCCAACCGGCUGAAUGGCUCUCUCCCAGCCGACCUGGGCAAGAAUUCGCCGCUGAUGCUCCUUGAUUUGUCGGACAACAUGCUCUCCGGAGAGAUCCCCGGGAGCAUCUGCGAUCGCGGCGUGCUCGAGGAGCUGCUUUUGAUCGACAACUUGUUCUCCGGUGGCCUCCCUGUAGGCCUCAGCCGCUGCCAAACGCUCACCCGCGUCCGGCUCAGGAACAACCAGCUGUUCGGCGAGGUCCCCGCCGGAUUCUGGGGCUUACCACAUCUUUGGCUGCUCGAGCUCAGAGGUAAUUCCUUGUCCGGUGGGAUCUCUCCGCUCAUCUCCGGCGCUGCAAACCUCUCCAAGAUCGUCAUCGACGACAACCGGUUCACCGGCAGCAUCCCAUCCGAAAUGGGGGCUCUGUCGAAGCUGUACGAGUUCUCCGCCUCCAACAACCAGUUCUCUGGGCCGCUCCCCGCGUCGCUCGGCAACUUGGAGGAGCUCGGGCAGCUCGACCUCCACCGCAACCUUCUCUCCGGUGAGCUGCUCCGAGGGAUCCGUUCCUGGAAGAAGCUCAGCGAGCUAAACCUUGCUGAUAACAAGUUCACCGGCAGCAUACCCCCCGAGCUCGGCGACCUCCCAGUGCUCAACUACCUUGAUCUCUCCGGCAAUCUCCUCACCGGCAGUAUCCCCAUCCAGUUGGAGAAUCUAAAGCUCAACGAGUUCAACUUAUCGAACAAUGAUCUCUCAGGCGCUGUUCCACCUCUUUUCUCGCACGAUGUCUACAGGAAUAGCUUCUUGGGAAAUCCGGGAUUGUGCAAUGGCAUGCCUGGCCUGUGCCCUGUCUCGCGAUCCACCGGGGAACAGCGUAGCUUCAUCUGGUUGCUCCGCUCCAUCUUUAUACUUGCUUCGUUGAUCUUUGCCGUCGGAGUUGCCUGGUACGUUUGGCGGCACCGGAAGUACAAGCAGGCCAAGCAGGGAACAGAGAAGUCCAAAUGGACGUUGACAUCAUUCCACAAACUAGGAUUCAGCGAGUAUGAGAUCUUGGACUGCCUUGACGAAGACAACGUGAUUGGCAGCGGGGGUUCCGGGAAGGUCUACAAGGCGGUUCUCAGCAACGGAGAGACGGUGGCUGUGAAGAAGCUAUGGGGAACAUCCAAGAAAGAUGCGGAGAACGUAAACCAUUCCGUGGAUGAUGGUUUCGAGGCAGAGGUUGCGACGCUGGGGAAGAUAAGGCAUAAGAACAUCGUGAAGCUGUGGUGUUGCUGCACCACCAAGGACUGCAAACUGCUGGUGUAUGAGUACAUGCCUAAUGGGAGCGUAGGAGACCUGCUGCACGGCAGCAAAGGAGGGCUUUUGGACUGGCCGACGAGGUAUAAGAUUGCGCUUGACGCCGCGGAGGGUCUCUCUUAUCUGCACCAUGACUGCAUGCCGCCCAUCGUGCACAGAGACGUGAAAUCGAACAACAUAUUGUUGGACGGUGAGUAUGGUGCCAAAGUAGCAGAUUUCGGGGUGGCGAAAGCUGUUGAGAUGAUCGGCAAGGGGCCAAAAUCCAUGUCUGUGAUCGCUGGUUCAUGUGGAUACAUCGCGCCAGAGUAUGCAUACACUCUCCGAGUGAACGAGAAGAGUGACAUAUACAGCUUCGGCGUGGUCAUUCUGGAGCUCGUCACCGGGAAGCUCCCGGUCGAUCCCGAGUUCGGCGAGAAGGACUUGGUGAAGUGGGUAUCCUGCACCAUGGAGCAGAAGGGCACGGACCACGUCAUCGACCCCAAGCUCUACAUGCACCACAGGGAGGAGAUGAGAAGGGUCCUGGGUAUCGGCCUUCUUUGCACGAGUUCUCUGCCGAUCAACCGCCCAUCGAUGAGACGGGUGGUGAAGAUGCUGCAAGAAGUUGGAACAGAAAGCAAGCCCACCAAGGCCGAGAAGAAGGACGGGCAACUGUCUCCUUACUACUGUGAAGAUGGUUCAGACCAUGGAAGUAUCGUCUGAAUGGAUUCUCGUUUGCUGUGUGUGUCAAAGGCCAAGAGAGGAUGGGGGAAGAAAGAAGCUACUAAAUCCUACUGCUGUGUUUUCUGGCAGAUUGCUGCAGGAUUUGGGGGAUGAAGUGUGUGUAUCUUUGUCCUCCUCGAUAUCUACUUAGCUUUUUGAAUCCCUUCUCUGUGCGCGGGUAGAUUAUUAGGGAUUGGGUUGAAACUAUCCGAUCUGAUAGAUGGAUGGAUGCAAAUAGAAUUGGAUAUCUACAUGAUUUGCAGGAACUCAAUCCAUCUCCAUCAAUGUGAUGGUACUCUGUGAUCUAUAUUUUGAAAUGGAUGCAGUGUUAUGUCGAA
Molecule: messenger RNA, 3806 nt
Organism: Musa acuminata subsp. malaccensis (wild Malaysian banana)
Lineage: Eukaryota; Viridiplantae; Streptophyta; Magnoliopsida; Zingiberales; Musaceae
Source: RefSeq, a predicted model, not a curated record